Diachasmimorpha longicaudata is the source of this 949-nucleotide messenger RNA. It is a transcript of the gene mRpL10, whose product is annotated as large ribosomal subunit protein uL10m. The record is from RefSeq and is a predicted model, not a curated record. The coding region runs from base 138 to 890 and encodes 250 amino acids. The transcript is spliced from 3 exons. Gene Ontology annotation, biological process: translation. Gene Ontology annotation, cellular component: mitochondrial large ribosomal subunit. Gene Ontology annotation, molecular function: structural constituent of ribosome. NCBI's taxonomy places the organism in Eukaryota, Metazoa, Arthropoda, Insecta, Hymenoptera, Braconidae.
UCCGCUCGCCAGAAACAUCGCGGAACCGAACCAAUCGGGUCCAAGUGUCGGUAAACAAGGAUGCAACGAGUCAGCUCGUUAAAUAAGUCCAUCAACACCCCUUGAAGAACACCAGAAAGACUUCUACAACAUCAAGAAUGUCUCUCAUUACAUAUAAAGUUUUUCGUUAUGUGCAGAGGCCUCUGCUCCUCGAGCAACGGCGACACAAGAGUAAAGUUAACAUCCAAAAGCCCAGAAAACCAUUUUAUCUUCGAGGUGUCUUCAAUCAGUUCGUUACACCAUUCUGGCCGGCAAAACGUGAUCCAAAGCCACUUUGGGAAUUGUGUGAUAAUGUGGUACAAUCAAAGCAGUUACUUGAAGAAACCAACCCCUAUCAGGUAGUCCUCGCGAGAGAGUGCUUGAACUGGUAUAAUAACUCACGAAUGAUUGCAUUUCUCCACGAAAAUCCCAUAAGGGGUGAGGACAAGAUGGAUUUGCAGAUCCUCUUGAAGCGGGAUAAUAUGUUUCUGAAGUAUUGGGGAAGGAAGGUUUCCGAGAUAGCUCUCACGGGGACUCAAUACGAGGCUGUUAUGCCACUGUUUUGUUCUCCUAGUGCUAUCGUUUUCAGUCCUGAAGUGAACGUCGCAAAAUUAAGGAAAUGUCUCAAGACUACUCCGCAGUAUGUACUCAUGGCUGGAAUUCUAGAUGGUAGGCUGCUCAAUGCCAACGACUUCCUAAAAUACGGCCAAAUGGAUAUAACGUCAACCAGAGCUGGAUUAGUACAAACGUUGCAGUCAGCAGCUGGUGUUAAUCUCUGCCGGCAACUGACACAUCAUCAAGAGACACUUGUCACACGUCUGGGACAGAUUGGUAAAGGGGAGACAAAGGGCUCAUCACCAGAGGAGACUUGAAUUUAAUUUAUCCUACCCUAGGAAUAAGAAGACUUUAAUAAAUCAAUAUGACAGAUUUA